AUCAUCAGGCUCGUGACGCUCAGUCUGCCGGGCGCUUGGCAAAGGUGUCAGUCGUCGCUCCCGGAAGGGUGAAGUGGGACCAGGCCGGCCUGAGGGGACGAGAUGAAAUGAUGCAUCACAACUUGUAUUUCUCUAAACAUUAAAGACUGAACUGAUGCACAUAAACAAUGAGUGAACCAGAGCUGCUGCUGGACUCCAAUAUCCGACUAUGGGUGGUGCUUCCCAUAGUGUUCAUCACUUUCUUUGUGGGAAUGAUUCGCCACUAUGUGUCCAUCCUGCUGCAAAGUGACAAGAAGCUCACUCAAGAACAAGUGUCUGAUAGCCAAGUUCUAAUCCGAAGCAGAGUUCUCAGAGAAAAUGGCAAGUACAUUCCAAAGCAGUCUUUUCUAACACGGAAAUAUUUCUUCAAUAAUCCUGAGGAUGGAUUUUUUAAGAAAACUAAAAGGAAGGUAGUUCCCCCCUCCCCAAUGACAGAUCCUACCAUGUUGACAGACAUGAUGAAAGGGAAUGUAACUAACGUGCUGCCAAUGAUCUUAAUUGGUGGCUGGAUUAACAUGACCUUCUCAGGUUUUGUUACAACAAAAGUCCCUUUUCCUUUGACACUGCGGUUUAAACCAAUGCUGCAGCAAGGCAUUGAAUUGCUUACUUUGGAUGCAUCCUGGGUAAGCUCUGCUUCCUGGUAUUUUCUGAACGUAUUUGGACUUCGAAGCAUUUAUACCCUCAUUCUUGGCCAAGAUAACGCUGCAGACCAGUCUAGGGUGAUGCAGGAACAGAUAACAGGAGCAGCAAUGGCCAUGCCUGCAGAUACCAAUAAAGCAUUCAAGACUGAAUGGGAGGCUUUGGAGCUGACUGACCAUCAGUGGGCACUAGAGGAUGUGGAAGAAGAACUCAUGGCUAAAGACCUCCGUUUUGAAGGCAUGUUUAAGGAAGAAUUGCAGACAUCCAUGUUCUGAACUGGUUUUAAAUUGGUUAUGUGCAGUGUAUUCUGAUGGUCAGAAUAAACACAAUCAGAACUUCUGUGAGCUGCAGGAGAGUUUUGCUUCUCCUCUGAUGUCUUUGUGUGUUGGAAACUUACUGAGUGAGUCUGGUUGGAACAUAAAUGACUAAACUUGGAACCAUUUACCAAGCUUAUUAAUAAGGCUGCAGUGUGUACCGAAUGUUUUUGGUUUUUUUCUGUAUAAAGUUAAGGUAAGAUUUGGAAGUUGCCUUUUCUUAGAAGAGGCACUAUUUCCUAUCUCCCGCAAAAAGGGGAGUACCUUCUCUGAGUGCAUGCAUCUAGAAACAAAGGGUGCUUUUUUUCUUCACACUAUUUUAUUCAUUUGCAGGUUAAAUCAAUUGGUUAAGCUGUCUUUAAUAGAUGGGCAGUCUAAUUUAUUAAAAUAGCAGUUAUAAUCUCAGCACAAUUGGGUAUGAAAAGCAGAUUAAUUGAGUGGACCAACUACUAAUCUAAAAACAUUCCUAGUCUUAUUAGCUUAACCUUUCUUAAGAUACUGGUACAGGAGUCAGCCCUGAAGUCUUUCAUUGGCGGGGCUCAGCAUUGCUCUUUAAGCAGAAUGCCUUCUCUGCCUUGUAGAACUGCUAAGCCUUGAAUUUAGGUGUGAAGAGUUCCCAGGGACUGAUUCUGGGAAAGUUUUACCCCUGUCCCUCUUACUUCAGAAAAGGAGCCUUGAUUUUUAUCAUAAUAAUUCAGCUGAAAUCAGUGUAAGAUGCCUUUGGGGUUAGAUUUCCUUGACUUUGGAAUUUCAUAAAAAUGUUAGUCAAAUAGGCUAGACAGAAAGGAAAUCCUUUUUUUAUUAAGAAAUUGUUUUUGUCUUUGGAGAACAGGCAUGACAUCUUGUUCUUAUUACUCCCUAAGGAAAGAAGCAGCUAAACUAUCAAAGUGUAUAUAGCUUAAGUUGCUUAUAUACAAGUUGUAUGCGUUGCUUUGUUGAGACAUCCAUAAAAUCAAAAGCAUGCACAUUCUUUCAAUAUAUAAUGCCAAAACUGGGUUGAUUGAAUAAAAAAAUCUUGUUCUUGUGCAUCAAACAAAAGAAGAGCGGCUGUGUCAGUUGUCAAAUAUGUUGACAUGGUGAAAACGACAAACCAGCUACUGAAGCAUUUUUCACUUCAACAGCUGAAUGUCUUGCAGAAUUUGAUGGUUUUGUGUGCAUCAAGGAGGACAAUUUUAAAUUGCCUUGCAAGGAGUAUGAUGCGUAAAGGGGAAGUGUGGUAUAUAAUUAAGGUAUAUAAUAAAGCUGUUAUAUUGAAGUAUAGAACGCUGAGUUCAAUUGAGUUUUUAUAUUUAAUUGUUCUGAUCCCAGUUUAGUUGCAUAUAAUAGCUGGUAUUGUGAGACAUCUUGAACUAGGAGGAAAGGUGGAGUAUAAAUGUUUUGACACAUGAAAUAAAUAACAGUGCAAGAGGGAAGAUUUGCAUUUGUUUCAUAAAAAG
This is a messenger RNA of Sphaerodactylus townsendi, 2428 nucleotides long. It is a transcript of the gene EMC3, whose product is annotated as ER membrane protein complex subunit 3. The coding region runs from base 168 to 953 and encodes 261 amino acids. The record is from RefSeq and is a predicted model, not a curated record. NCBI's taxonomy places the organism in Eukaryota, Metazoa, Chordata, Lepidosauria, Squamata, Sphaerodactylidae. Gene Ontology annotation, biological process: protein folding in endoplasmic reticulum. Gene Ontology annotation, cellular component: EMC complex; membrane. The transcript has 9 exons.